AAAAAUAGAAAAGAGAAAGUCACCAGCCUGACUCCAACAGUUGAAAGUCUCUGCUUUUUCUCCCAUUCUCAGGCAAAACGAACCCCCCCCCCCCCCCCCAAAAAAAAAAAAGCCUAUCGUCUCCCUUCUUAUUUUCCCUCUCAAAGGAAAAGCUACAAGAGGAAGUAGAAUUGAUGGUGUUGUUGUUGAAGGUUUUAUAACUGAUUAAAUAACCGCCCAGUGGCAUUAUUGUAAUUUAAUCGAGGGGGGGUGUCACCUGAUGUGGCCUUUAUAUUUUUUGUUGAACAAGAUUCUUAAAACAGACGAAGAAGACAAAGAAGAAAAAGAUGGGGAUCACUUGAAUGUGGCAGCAGGAUGCUGCCCUUUUGAGCUGCCAUCUGAUAAUCGAAUUGGCUACAAAGCAGUAUUGCCUCAAUCACAUUUUGUUCAAGUUCCACAUAUAAACCAGCUGUUCUCUUGGGACUGUGGACUUGCUUGUGUUUUGAUGGCUUUGACUACUGUUGGCGUUAGUGAUUGUAGUAUUAAGAACCUGUCCAAGCUUUGUUGCACAACUAGCAUUUGGACCGUUGAUCUGGCUUACUUACUGCAAAAGUUUUCUAUUAGGUUUUCCUAUUACACUGUAACAUAUGGAGCUAACCCAAUCUACUUUGGUGAGACAUAUUACAAGGAACAACUGCCUAAUGAUCUGGUUCGAGUAGAUAAGCUAUUCCAAAAAGCAGUUGAAGCUGGAAUCAAUAUACUGUGCAGGUCAAUCAGUGGAGAAGAAAUCUCUAGCUGGAUCUUGUCAGGGAAGUAUAUUGCAAUUGCUUUGGUUGACCAGUACAAAUUGAGUCGGUCUUGGGUGGGGGAUGUCAUCAUCCCUGGAUUUCAAGGCAAUGAUUUUGGAUACACUGGUCAUUAUGUCCUGAUAUGUGGCUAUGAUGCUAAAGCAGAUGAGUUUGAGAUUAGAGAUCCUGCAAGUUCUAGAAACAUAAACUUGGGAAAGAAUAUGUGCAGGAAACGUGAUAGGGUCUCAUCAAAGUCCCUUGAAGAAGCUCGUAAGUCCUUCGGUACUGACGAAGAUCUUCUUCUGAUAUCUCUUGAGGAGAGCCGGAAGCAGAGCAACUCUGUAUUAUGAUUUUCUCCACUGGUCUAUACUAGUAGAACCUGAUAUUUUUCUCAGAACCGCUCAGCAGGCUGCUCUCAUCAUUUUCUUUACUGCACAUAUUUCAAGCUUGUGUAUAGUAAGCUCGGCAGGAUUAAUAAUCUCGUAUGUUGUAGUUGCUUAUGUCAACCUAAAAUGAUUUGGUUUUAAUCUGCAAAUUACACGCAUUUGUAAAAAAUAAAUAACUAAAUAAGUGCUUUCGUUUUGUAUAUGAAUUGUAUAUUCCAAUAUCAUUGUUGUAUAUAAUAAAAUUGUGUAUUUUAUAUUUCUUUCGGUGUUCGGAACUUGCAUGAAUGAAGAUUAAAUGUUUUUCGUUUGAUCGAAUAAUCUGACUCUCCUUAAUUUUCCUUUUGUCCACGUUUGAUCCCAUUCCUUGAUUGUUUCAUGUUUUUGGUUAGCCCUCAUGAUCAGUUGUCAUCCAACACGUGGAAAUGUUUCCAUUCCAUAGUUGAAUUAUGCCGCUGUAAGCCUCAAACUGAGGAAAUUAUUACAUCCAUUUUCACUACCGAAUCACAUUGGUCAUAAGCCGAACGUAUUAAU
This is a messenger RNA of Durio zibethinus, 1684 nucleotides long. Its product is annotated as guanylyl cyclase 1-like. NCBI's taxonomy places the organism in Eukaryota, Viridiplantae, Streptophyta, Magnoliopsida, Malvales, Malvaceae. The record is from RefSeq and is a predicted model, not a curated record.